AUGUCCCUCUUCAGAGCAGGUAGCUCCGCCUGCUUUCGGGCGAGCAGAAUUGCUGUGCCUAUCAAUGCACGUUUCAUCUCCUCGCAAAACCGUCCUGGUGACUCCGGUGUCAAGACCAGCCCUGCAGACGCACCUACCACAACCCUUUCAGAGAGCUCGUUGGUUCGCAAGGAGACGCCAUCCGAAGCAAUGGCUCGUCAUCAGCCCGAUUAUGAGGCCACAAUUGACCAUGCUACCUCACAAUUCUCCCCUGUGCCUAAGCGUGUCAUGGACGGUAGCGAGCCUGGUGAAACUGUGGCUGCUGCUGUUCUCUCCGGGGCUCCUACGGACCUUCAAGCUCGAACUGUUAGGAUCUACAAGGCUACGAAGGCUGCAACGCAGUCCGGUACCUGGCACGGCCAUCACUGGAGAAUGGACUGGGAUAUUCUGCAGAAGGGUCACCGUUGGGAGAACCCUUUAAUGGGCUGGCAGUCUUCCGCCGAUUUCAUGCAGGGUACCCACCUGAACUUCAAGUCCAAGGAAGAUGCUAUCUUGUUCGCGCAGAAGCAGGGAUACGAGUACUUCGUUCAGGAACCCAACGAGCGCCGCUUUGUCCCUAAGGCUUAUGCGAACAACUUCGUCCACGAACCAAAGAAGCUCAAGCACAUCAGAACCAAGUGA
This is a messenger RNA of Aspergillus thermomutatus, 660 nucleotides long. It is a transcript of the gene NUO21, whose product is annotated as ETC complex I subunit. The transcript is spliced from 3 exons. The coding region runs from base 1 to 660 and encodes 219 amino acids. The record is from RefSeq and is a predicted model, not a curated record. Lineage: Eukaryota; Fungi; Ascomycota; Eurotiomycetes; Eurotiales; Aspergillaceae. Gene Ontology annotation, biological process: electron transport chain.